AUGCUAGGUGAUCCGGCAAUAAGAUUAAGGGAUGCUAUUAUAGAGGGAAACUUACUUAUUGUGAAGAGAUUACUACGACUUCAUCCCGAAUUACUCGUUAAUAUUGAUCCACGCAAUGGAUGGAGCUCUUUACAUUAUGCAUCUUUUCAUGGUAGAUACUUAGUUUGCGUAUUACUAAUCCAAUUGGGGCAUGAUAAACAUGAGGUUAUGAAAACUUUUAAAGGAAAUACCUGUGUUCAUUUGGCUUUAAUAAAUGGGCAUGAACAGACUACCCAUCUUUUAAUACAACACUUUCCACAAUUUAUAAAUUAUAAAGGCGAUAGAGGCCAAACGCCAACACAUAUUGCAUGUAUGCAUGAUUAUUAUCAGUGCUUGAGUCUCCUAGUCGGAGUAGGUGCUGAUCUUUCCAUAGUAAACGAUGAAGGAGAUACACCAUUACAUGUUUGUCUAGAAUAUGGCAGUGUGAAUUGCAUGAAAAUGCUAAUCCAAGAAGGUAAUAUGACAGACGAUACGAUAAGAAAUCGAAAUAAUUGGAGACCUAGCGAUGUUGCAAAAACAUACGAAUUAGCAAGAUUAUAUAAUAAAGUUCUAAAAGACACCACUUUAGCAGGCAUUACAAGAAAACCCAGUUAUUCUACUUUCAGAACACCAAUUCUAAAUUCAAAGGGCACUUUUGAUGACAAGCCAAGCCCUAGCAUAUCGAUAAAUUCAUAUCAUUCUUUAUAUACACAACCUACACUAUUACCUAAAAUAUCAACGAGCCGUAGAACAUCUGGAACAUAUGGUACAGUUAAUACAACUAGCGCAGCAACGGGUACUACAGCUAUGAGCUCUAAUAGUAGUCAUAGUAUGAAAUCACCGGUGGCAAAUAUGAAUUUCUCCUCAAUGUUUAGCCCCAAAGAUGCUUCUUCAAAGGCCUCAUCCAAGGCCUCUUCAAAAGUCUCUUCUAAAUCGUCAUCAAAUACACUAUCAAUUAAAAAGAAAGAUUCAAGUGUGCAUUCUCCUACUACUCUAGGCAAUGGUAACAAUAGCAAUGUUGGUAACAUUAUAAAUAACACCCCUCGAAGCAGCCGUAGUACUAAUAAUAGUAAUCGUAAUAGUAUUGACCGGCAAUUGACAAAUACGUCAUCGAAUAUUUCACCUAGAAAACAAGUUACCAUCACUACUAACACAGCCACCCAGAUUCCAGCUUAUGAUUCAACUACCAUGGAAAAGAAAUCAUCUACUGCAAAUUUAUCGAGUGUAGCUACAACUCCCGUUAAAUUUGUUGCAGCAGAUACCCUAUUUAAUAUUAGUGGACACCCUUUAGCUUCACCGGGAAAAGUUAAGAGCAACACUAGUUCUAAUUCAUUAUCUAUAACUAUAAGCCAAUCCACUUCGAAUUCGAACUCAAAUAUCAAUACAAAUAAUUCAACUAUUAGUCCACAAAGCAAUAGUUCCACUAUAAGUCCUGGUAAAAUAAUCAUGAAUGAAACUACUGAUAAUUCUGGUAGUACCAUUAGUACUUUGCUUACAUUACCACAUAUUCCGUCUCAUAGACCAAAGAAUUUCUCUAAUAAAUUACGUGAUACUGCUAAUAUUCAAAAUCAUUCCCAGAAUGAAAAUACUUUUUCUGAGAUUGAAAAGGUUACUGGAGACAAUAGUAAAGGUACAUUAAAUUUGAAAACUAAAGAAGAUAUCAUCAAACAUGCAUCAUCUGAUGGACAUGGUUAUGAAAGAAGUGUCAAAUACGGCGACCAAUCUCAAUUUAAGAGUGACUGGGAAAAAUAUAAAAUUGAAAUGGAAAAAUAUAAGAAAAAUGGUGGAAAUUUCAAAGGUGAAAAUGAGAAGAAAUUUUGGGCUAAUCAUCGUGUUGGUGGAGAGUUAAUGAAAAAUAAUAACACUGAAUUAAUUAAUAAGUAUCUCUCGAUGAAUACGGAUACCAGUAAUUACUUAACAAGUAAUGAUAACUUGGUCGGAAGUAGUAUCACAGGUAAUACAAGUGACAAUGCAAGUAACUUUAAUAUAGGAGUUGGAACUAGUUAUAACAAUGGAACUGGUAUUCAUACAAUAGAUACAAUUUAUUCCCCCACAGCACCUUUUAAAUCCAUGCAUCCUGGCUCCUUAAAUAGGGUAUCAUUAUUAAACAUUCCCGUAGCAAAGAUACGAAAGGAAAACCCUAAUAGAGAACGGUCAAAUUAA
Molecule: messenger RNA, 2181 nt
Organism: Henningerozyma blattae CBS 6284
Lineage: Eukaryota; Fungi; Ascomycota; Saccharomycetes; Saccharomycetales; Saccharomycetaceae
Gene: AVO2
Product: Avo2p
Exons: 1
Coding region: 1-2181 (726 amino acids)
Biological process (GO): protein localization to ciliary inversin compartment
Cellular component (GO): ciliary inversin compartment
Molecular function (GO): protein binding
Source: RefSeq, a predicted model, not a curated record